GGCAUUACUGUGAUUAUUCUCUUAAAGUAAUCUCCUUUUUCGCCGGAGAUUAUGGGAGGCUGUACCUCCAAACCCUCCUCCUCCUCCGGCAGACCUAACCCUUUCGCUCCCGGCAAUGACUACCCUCAAAUUGACGAUUUUGCCCCUGACCAUCCCGGUAAAUCACCACUUCCUACCCCUUCCGCCGCAAAGGCCUCUCCUUUCUUCCCUUUUUACACGCCGAGCCCUGCUCGCCACCGCCGUAAUAAGAGCCGCGACGUCGGCGGAGGAGGAGGAGAGAGCAAGAGCUUGACUAGCACGCCGCUCCGUCAAUUACGCCGUGCGUUUCAUCCUCCGUCUCCGGCGAAACACAUACGGGCGGCGCUACGGCGGAGGAAGGGGAAAAAGGAAGCUGCUUUAUCGGCGGCGACGCAGCUAACGACGGAGAUCCCGCCGCGGGAGGAGGAAGAGGAAUUGGGGCUUGACAAAAGAUUUGGUUUUUCUAAAGAGUUUCACAGUAGAGUAGAGUUAGGGGAAGAGAUUGGACGAGGGCAUUUUGGGUACACUUGCUCUGCUAGAUUCAAGAAAGGAGAGCUCAAAGGUCAAGUGGUUGCUGUUAAAAUCAUCCCAAAAUCUAAGAUGACAACUGCAAUUGCUAUAGAAGAUGUGAGAAGGGAAGUGAAAAUUCUACAGGCUUUAUCUGGACAUAAGAAUCUGGUACAAUUCUAUGAUGCAUUUGAGGACAAUGCAAAUGUCUACAUUGCGAUGGAGCUAUGUGAAGGUGGUGAACUUCUGGACAGAAUACUAGCAAGGGGAGGGAAAUACUCAGAGAAUGAAGCAAAACCGGUGAUUAUACAAAUCCUGAAUGUGGUAGCUUUCUGUCAUCUCCAAGGAGUUGUUCAUCGAGACCUUAAACCAGAGAACUUCUUGUACACUUCCAAGGAGGAGAAUUCUCAGCUUAAAGCGAUAGACUUUGGCUUAUCAGACUUCGUCAGACCAGAUGAAAGACUCAACGAUAUAGUAGGAAGUGCGUACUACGUAGCUCCUGAAGUUCUACACAGAUCAUAUACAACAGAAGCGGAUGUGUGGAGCAUCGGAGUCAUAGCAUACAUUCUACUAUGUGGUAGCCGUCCUUUUUGGGCAAGAACUGAAUCCGGAAUUUUCAGAGCGGUUCUUAAAGCUGACCCGAGUUUCGAUGAACCUCCUUGGCCCUUCUUGUCUUCUGACGCUAAAGACUUUGUUAAGCGGUUAUUGUUUAAGGAUCCCCGGAGAAGAAUGUCAGCCUCCCAAGCCUUGAUGCAUCCUUGGAUCCGAGGUUAUAAUACGGACAUGAAUAUCCCUUUCGAUAUCUUGAUCUUUAGGCAGAUGAAGGCGUACUUGCGAUCUUCUUCAUUACGCAAAGCUGCUUUGAGGGCGCUGUCCAAGACGUUAAUCAAGGAUGAAAUUCUUUACCUGAAAACUCAAUUUUCUCUUCUCGCACCAAACAAAGAUGGCCUAAUCACAAUGGAUACCAUUAGAUUGGCACUUGCAAGCAAUGCAACAGAAGCAAUGAAAGAAUCUCGGAUCCCAGAGUUUCUUGCUUUGCUAAAUGGACUUCAAUACAGAGGAAUGGAUUUCGAAGAGUUUUGUGCAGCUGCUAUAAACGUUCAUCAGCACGAGUCGCUUGAUUGUUGGGAACAGAGCAUUCGACAUGCUUAUGAGCUUUUCGACAAGAAUGGAAACCGAGCUAUUGUCAUUGAAGAACUUGCCUCUGAACUUGGUGUUGGACCAUCUAUACCCGUACAUUCGGUUCUACAUGAUUGGAUCAGACACACUGAUGGGAAACUAAGCUUCUUCGGGUUUGUUAAACUGUUACAUGGAGUCUCUGUUCGACCCUCGGCGAAAACUUCGAUUCAAUCUUCAUCGACAGCCAUGACUGAGUAUUGGGUAAGUCAAGGAAACAAAUGGUGCGAAUUCUGUAAGAUCUGGAUACAGAACAAUCCAACAAGUAUUAGAAACCAUGACCUUGGUAAGCGUCACCGAGAAUGUGUCGAUAAGAAGCUCACUGAUAUGCGUGAGAAGAGUGCAGCCAAAGACAAAGAGCUCAAGAAAAACGAAAAACUGCUUCAACAGAUCGAAGCUAAAGCAACUCGUAGCUAUCAGAAAGAUAUAGCAACUGCUCAACAAGUAGCUAAAGCAAACGGUGCACCAGAGGAUGGUACAUCUGGUUGGGUGCUUGACAGUGCUUCGGGCUAUUAUUAUAACCAGACUAAUGGUCUGCACUAUGAUUCACAGUCUGGAUUCUAUUACAGUGACUCCAUAGGACAUUGGGUGACACAAGACGAGGCAUACGCUGCGGUUAAAACUUCAUCAGGAACUAAAGUACCUCUCGUUAAAAAGCCUGUACUUUCUUCAGAAGCUGGACCAAGUGUGGUGAAACCACCUGGUCGUCUUGUCACGGCUUCUUUAAACCCUAAAAGGGCUGUUAAAGGAGCUCCGUCAUCUGUUGAUCUUGGCAACAACAAGAGAAAGAGACAAGAUGAGAAACCUAAGAAAGUUUCUGCAGAAGAGAAAGCUGCAUUGAAGGCGAGAGAAGCUGCUAGGAAACGAGUUGAAGAUAGAGAAAAACCAUUGCUUGGUCUUUACAAUAGACCCUUCUGAUGCAUCAUUGGCUUGAUUCUCUCUGUAAAGGGAGAGGCUAAACAAAGAAUAGUGAUGACUGAUGAUUGAUCUCAUUGUGGCAGUUAUUUCAGUUAUUCCUACAUGACUGUUUAUUCCAAAACUCUCUGGUAUUUCUGGGGGCAUUGGUCUUGUGUUCUUCUAACUGUUGUUCAAGUCAUAUCAGUUUCUUAUUUGUUGUACACCUUUUAUAGUCAAAGAGUGAUGGAAGGCCCCACAUUUUACCGGAAUUUUGAUGAAAGAUAUGAAGUCUUGGGACAUCUUCACAAAACAGGGACUUUUUUUUCUCUCUUGAAAACGCCUUUAAACAUGUAAGAAGUUUGUCUUAACAAAAGUUCUGUUAUUUU
This is a messenger RNA of Arabidopsis arenosa, 2984 nucleotides long. Lineage: Eukaryota; Viridiplantae; Streptophyta; Magnoliopsida; Brassicales; Brassicaceae. The record is from the annotation of a GenBank genome assembly.